AAGCACAUCAAAAUUUUAAAAUUCCAAAUCAUUCUCUUUGUUCCCAAACUGUUACCAGUGAAACGCGGAAUACAAGUGGUCGAACAAGUUUCACCAUCGUCGUUCACCGAAGACGUUACCCGGCCACCGUCAGGUUUCUCCUCUUCGGAUUGGUCACGAUUGUUUAGGAAAUAUUGAUUCUCAAAAUGGUGUUUCUUUCCACGUUGCCACCAAACUAUUCAGUUUUCUUUCACCGAGGUGCUCUUUUUUUGCCAUCAAAGUUUCCAUCCAGAGUUGCUUGUCACAGAGAUGUUUCUCUAACACCCCAAACGACUUUUAGCAUACAACGGAGAGAAAAAUAUGCAAACCAUAGUUGCAACAAAUUUUUUAUCCAUGCUGCAAGGAAUGAUCAUCAUAUAAGCUAUGAUGAUGGCUUGCCUGAAGAGCCCUUUUUGCUAUCAUUGAUCAAAGAUGCCAUAUGGGGGCUAAAAUAUUUAUUUGUAUUUUUGGCUGAACAACCUAGCCAGCUGAAAUACGUGGAGUGGCCAAGUUUUAGCAGUACGCUGAGGACAGCGAUUCUGACUCUUAUCUUGGUUGCGUUGCUUAUUGUUGCAUUAUCAUCUGUUGAUUCCGCUCUCUGCUAUCUUUUGGCACUAGCUCUUAGGAAAAAACCAUAACCUUGUGGUGUUGCCAAUGUUACCAUAAUAUAUAAGCGUUUGAUCUUAUGCUUGUAAUCUAUGUAGGGUCUAUCCUUAUUACCAUGUAAAUCUUAACUCCUAUUUUGAACUGGAAUGGAUUAUGUUAUUCAGGAACCUUUUAUUAAAGCCA
Messenger RNA from Vigna umbellata (rice bean), 807 nucleotides. RefSeq lists its product as uncharacterized. Gene Ontology annotation, biological process: protein targeting; intracellular protein transport. NCBI's taxonomy places the organism in Eukaryota, Viridiplantae, Streptophyta, Magnoliopsida, Fabales, Fabaceae. Gene Ontology annotation, cellular component: membrane. The record is from RefSeq and is a predicted model, not a curated record.